Peromyscus leucopus (white-footed mouse) is the source of this 11200-nucleotide messenger RNA. RefSeq names its product homeobox C6 (gene Hoxc6). Gene Ontology annotation, biological process: anterior/posterior pattern specification; regulation of transcription by RNA polymerase II. NCBI's taxonomy places the organism in Eukaryota, Metazoa, Chordata, Mammalia, Rodentia, Cricetidae. Gene Ontology annotation, molecular function: DNA-binding transcription factor activity, RNA polymerase II-specific; RNA polymerase II cis-regulatory region sequence-specific DNA binding. The record is from RefSeq and is a predicted model, not a curated record. Gene Ontology annotation, cellular component: nucleus. The transcript has 2 exons. Bases 9622 to 10329 code for a protein of 235 amino acids.
CCAGACUAAGGUGGUCGGCAGAAUGCUGGAUCUUCCUAAUAAUUGGUGCUAAUGGCGUGUUGUAUAGUCUUAACUUGACACAUAUGGUUUCAUAACACAGUGGCUUAAUUUCUUCCAAAUGUACGUGGCCCUGACUGUGUUGCAGUUUUGAUAUAUGACCCCGCCCUGCUCUCAGGCCUGGGUCCCAGGCGACCCCGUAAAGUCUGAGAUUGUGUUUAUAAAGAGCGGCGUGCACACAAAAUGCUUACACACUCAGACACACCUUAGAGAUGGGAAGGCGGCAUUUUCCUGGCGAAGGCCCAGACACUGGGAGCCAGACUCACCUUCAGUCUGCGUCAGUUCCCCCUCAUCUUCUCCCAGAAGCUGAGUCUGAGCCUAGCAGUGUGGGGGAGGGGAUAGCUCGAUUUCCUGUUUAAACCCAGACCCAUCGCCUGCGCGCGGGGGUGGGGUGGGGGACAGUGGGUAGAGAACCCGUUUUUAUCAAAUUGUUAAAAAUACAGUUCGACUUCAUUCAAAUCAAACCCCCUGAUUUGAACCGAUGGUGAAUCCUGUCUCCCUUCCCCCCACAACCACCUUCCCUUCCCCAGCCCCCCCAAAAUUCCCCUUCUGCAGUCGACAUAAAGGCCUCUGAGGUAUUCUCCCGGGGGAAGAAAUGGCAUUUUCUCUCCCCUUUCCCACCCCACCCCCCAAUAGGACUGGUGUGUCGGCAGAGGCGUCUGCCGAGGGGCUAAUUUCGCGUUCCUUGUUUACGACCAAGAAAAGCGCUUGGCUCUCUCCAAACGGGCCCAGCCUGCUGCUUGCUCCGGCUGCCGCGCACUCUCCCUCCGCCCGAGCCUGGCCCGGAGGCGGAUGGCCGGGGGAACUAGGCUAGGGCAGACCAGGACCGGAGUCUGUGGGACCUGAAAAUGGCCAGGGGAGUGCGUUGAGACAGUGGAGGGGCCCUGGAGGCCCGAAUGUGAGCCUUUCUACAGUGGGAGCCGUCGAUCGGUGAGGCCGCUAUUUCUCUCUUCCGCCUGUAUUUUUGUCGGACCCUGUCCCUGCGAAUGGCCGCAAUUACGUGGGAGGGGAUGUUCAGGGGGCACAAAUCUCCUUUGUUCCACCCCAAAAGAAAACCGUUUUGGGAGAAGGCUAUUCAGGCCAAUGUGGAUUCAUUCACCUGGGAUGUUAGAGGCCCCCUCCCAUCCAAGGGGCGGGCCUGGGCUAGGCUGGGAUAUUUCUCUAGGCCUACAGGGGAUCUAGCUGGAUGUGCCAAUAGCCAUAUCGAGGUGCUAGGGUGCGAGAGUUCCCGUCAAAAACACCAGCUUGAGGUGUCUUUAUAUUUUUAUUGAUUUCCUGUUCCUUCUUGGCUACAACCCUGCAGCUCCCCCCCCCACCCUUUAUCUUAUACCCUUCACCCCUAGACCCCUCCUUGGCAGGCCAAGAAGCAGGCCGCCCGCCAGGGACUGGCCCUGGUUUUCCAGUUUUCCGAUCUGACCAGGGGAUAAAUCAGACCUCAACACAGCACUCUGCCAGUUACUUUCGCUUUUCUGCUUCUUGGUUCUUUCUCGUUCUGGCUCCAACGAAAGCACAAGAGGGGCCACCAGUGGCAAUCCUUAACCUCCUUGCAGGUCAAAUUCUGUGUGGAUAUGGUUCCUCACUGAAGGAGAGCUCUUUUGAUUGUCUAAUAAUAGCCAGGGGGCCAAGAAUAGAAUUUUGCUCAAGGACUGCUCACUCAACGCUGAGGCUAGGGAGUCACUGGAUUUUGUGGAUCAAAGCUUGGCAACCUCCCCGGAGCCUGUGACCUAGUAGCAUUCCUUCUGAGCUCACUUUUUGGGCACCCUCAGGUCUGCCCCUUAAGAGGUGUUGUACGUCCUGCUGCCUGUUGUAUUUCAUGCCAAGUUCCUAGCAGAAUUGGGCAGAACAAACCCUUUCUCAUCUCUGACAGUUGUGAUCUCUACAGAAUUCGACCUUGGUUGGAGUAGGCAAUGUUAAGCUGGCUGCUGUGUUCUGAAACCAGGCUUGGUGGAAUUAUAUAUUUAUUAAAUAGUUUCAAAUAUACAGAUUCAUACUCAGAGAGGAAUAUAUAGAGACUCGUAUUUUCUCAUGGUUAAUUGUAUAUUGCCAUGGCUAUAUUUGAUCAACACUGUUUUAUGUGCAUGUGAAAUUUUGUUAGCCUUCGCUGGCUGAGAGUGGGGUCAGAGAGAGAUGGGCCCCAGGAGGAGGCCCUCUGUGCAUCUCUGCUGAAAAUAUGUGUUCUGGAAUCGGAGUAUGUGGCUUCCAAAAAUCCAAAGAAGCCACAAGGGCUUUGUCCUGUUGCUUUUGCUAUCCAAGCCUCUGGCCUGAGAAAUACUACACCCUUCUGCUGCCUUUCUUCAUCUCCCUAAGAAGUCUGCCAACUCACAGGCUGUCUUCCAAGGAGAACCCAGUCAUCUUGAAAGUGAAGUCUUUGGGCUCUUUCAUAGUUGUUGUGAGCCUGUGAGCAAUUCUGAGCCACCAGGACUGGGCCCUGGAGACUAGAAGCCUCCAUGGGAGGAUGGCAAAGGGAUUGUAGUAGCAAUGAUUUCUGGGCAGGGGUCUGGGUGGCUGCAGUCCAAGGCACUUGAAGGGGCUUGUGAAGAAGUCAAACCUGGAGGGACAAGGAUACUUGUGACUAGCUCUCCUUCCCUUUGCCUCCCUGGCUCAUUACCUCACCCUGGAUUUGACUGUCUGAAGGGCUUAUUAGUUCUGGAAGGCCCUAGAUCUGGAGGCUGAUGGGGGUACAUUUUAAUCUUGUCAGUGACCUGAACCAGAGUGAGACUCACCAGUAGAGAAGGCUGGAGGAGGCCCCUCUAGAAUACAAGCCAGGCCCUUUGGCCUGUGGGCCUGGAGCCCUGAGUAUGGGCCACUGUUGGGGAUUAAUUGGCUUCCUUUUGCAACUUUUCCAGGGCCAUGAAAAGACAGAGCUGAGAGGAAAUAUAAAUGUCAGUGGACGGCCCUGUAACUUGAGGACAGAAGUGGGCUGGAUGGGGUUUUUGUGGCACUCCCAAGGCACUCAGGUUCCUCUCAAGAAUCUCGUGCCCAGACUUGUGGCACCAGGAGGUUCCCAGCCUUUCUUCCUUGUUUCUUCCUCAGUAACAGAGGGUGACCUCAGGCCUUGCUGCCCUGACUACACUGACUUUGGGGUGACAAGACCCCAGGAUCAUGCCCCUUAAGUAGCCCACCGGCCUCGUCUGCGCUGCCAGACGUCCGUUUAUUGUGUCUGUGCCUUGUUUACUUGUUUUGUCUGCUGCCACCCUGCGUCAGAAACCCGCCAAACCGGCAAAUUCGCCCUGAGAACAAAGUGCAGGGCUCUUUCUAACUCCCUCCCCCUUUCACACCCCUUCCUCCAGCCCUGUACGUUCCCUCAUUUUCCCUUUCCAAAGGGAGGAAGCAGGGAUUGUCCUAAAAUAGGGCUGAUGUUUAUGGGACAGGGGAAUUAUGGAGACACCAUAAACCUCCGGGUGUCCUGGUGUUGGAUAGAUUUCCAAACCUCCCUUCUCUUUCCUACAGCGUUUCUUCCUUCACCUUGGUAACUGGUUGGGUAAGGGGGCCACAGACUCUGAGACUAUUUCGGGCCCCUGUCCUCCUCUUCCAUUGCUUUCUUCUGUAGCUUCUCUCAGACAUAGAUGGCUGGGUUUCCGGUCAGGGUAAUGUUGGUAGAUUCAUAAAACUAGAUAAAGCAUGUCGCCUCUCCCCCUUUCCCCAGCCCCCCAAAAUAUUAGUGAACUUAGGCAAAUCCUACAAAAUUAAAUUGUCCCUUCUGUGAGGGUCCUAUAAAUCCCCAAUCCUGCCAGGUGUAGAGUCAAAGAGGUCGAUGUUUGCCUUUAAUUUUGCUCCUGGCUAUCAAAUCUGAAAGAGUAUCAUUACAGUAAGUAAUAUUUCUGAAAUUAAUUCCCCUCUCCCCAUCCCUCUCCCUCUUUUACCAGUGUGAAUUAAAUGGCUCUUUCAGAUCUGCUGACAAUAAAGGAUAAACUUGUUUGUGGAGAAAUGACAUGAUGUUUCAUUGUUGCUUAUUGUUCUAGAACAUAGUAACAUUUUAUUUCCAAGCGGGAGAAGUUAGGCGGGGUGAGAGGAGGCUUGGUAUUCAUAUAUACAACUCUUGCCAUAGUUUUAUGACUUCCACAAUUUCCAUAUGACAACUCACUAUGAUAUCAUAAAUGCCAAGUUCUCCAAUUUUAAAUUCUCAUUAUCCUCCAAAAUGUUCCCAAGUAAUGGUCUACGUUCAGAAGCUGAGGAGAAGCCAGAGAGCUGGGGGCUCCUUUGGACUAGCACAGAACAGCACAUUCCUUCUUGUUCUCCUUCCUUACCUGGCAGUCUCUGGAGGCUCUAUUUGGGCAAUGCAAAGUACUCUAAAUAUUCUGGGUCUUGAUUUUUAUUUCCAGGCCAAAUAGGGCUACCUGCUUUGUCCUCCUGAAGUAUCCCAAGUCAAUUGAACUCUCCAUUCUCAGUAGGGAUGAGAUGCUCUCCACAAGCCCCCUCCUCAGCUGACAUUUCUGCUACUUUGGUAUCAAGGUGGAAGGCUUGAGGGCCUGGCCUCCAAAAGCCAGAAAUUAUUUUUUCCAGAUGAAGCCUGAAGAGGGUCUCAGGGCAAAGUGUGAUGGGAUCUAUUUUACUUUUGAACUUAAGUCCAAGUUGGAGAAGCCAGACAUGCAAAAGUGGGGGUUUGUGUCUGCUGAUGGUAGUAGCAGUAACUGAAGUGUAAGUUAGGAGAGGUCAGGCAGAGAUUCACAAAAGCAUAGGAAGGAGAGAAAACAUGCCAUCAAUUAGCAGAGUCGCUCUGUAGACCUUUUUCCAAUGCUGAACUGCAGUAAAGACACAUCAACUCCAGCAGACUCAGAGCCUCUUCUUAGCUCAAAAGAAGGAAUCACAGCACAGGCCUGAGAGCUGUUUGGGCCAGUUCUCAGCAAAUGAACAUACCCCUUCUGGUCCUGUUCUCCUUCCUUACCGACACCCCAACUCCCCUCAGCUGGUCAGCCUAAGCCUUGUCACCAAAUAUCAAGUUCCCACAAAUUGGAUCUAUUUUCCAGUUGGGUAUGUCAAAUUUCACUUUUCUCCCAGUGUGUCUAAGCUUGACUUUCGAAAGCAGCAUUCUUUUUUGGAAUGCACUGUAUGUACGGAGGGAAGGUGUAUAUGUUAGGAAAUCUUUUCCUUCCGCGUCCAGGGAAAACUGGGAGCUCCUUGGGUGAGCCAUGCUUUGGCAUUCCCAAGCAGACCAGACUUUGCAGUUCAGGUUCUUUGGCAGCCUGCACCGCUGUUUUUGCAGUUCUUUUCCUCCGAGGUCCACAGAGAUCAAAGGGGCUUGUUCACAAAAACACCAGACAUUCAGAAUAGGGCUUUUUUUCAAAUGUUUUUUUUUUUUUUAAUUUAGCUAUAAGCCGGUAGAACUAGGUGAACUCUAGAACAGCAAAGCCUUAACCAAAUAGUGCAAUUGUGAGGUGAGCUGAACAAUUAUUGAACUCAGCUUUCUCUGCAAGAGGGAUUUCAGCUCGCGCCCAGUGGCACAAAAGGGGCGGACGGGGUAACAGUUCUGUGUCGCUGGAAAUCAAGAACUGGAGGUGGUGAAGCGGCAGAGUCCUGCAGCUGCGGUGUCUUUUAGGCUUCCAAGAACGCAGGCAGACGAGGGAGCUUGGAAUCCCACGGGCUCCGGGCUCCGGGCUCCGGCUCCGGCUCCAGCGUUGGAGUGAGCUGUAGUUAGCCUCGGCGGCCAGGAAUGGAGUACGUCAGUCAGUGCUGGAGUCAGUUACAAACAUCUUCGCAGAGGUGGGGGGAUCUAGAGAGAGAGGAGUCCUGCAGAACACAAAGGAGGACAUUCCCCGAAGAAUAUCCCCGAAUAAAAAUUCCAGAUCUCACCGGGCUCAUUUCAAAUGUCUGUAGGCACAAAAUUACUUUAUUUGCCAGAUCAGAGAAGAAAGCAAAGGCAGGCAAGGUAAGGCCCGCCCAUGACAUCAUCCUAGAAGCUGGAGUCCAGUCGCCCCUUUUUUUCUUCCAGUUCAGAGCCAUAAGGACUCCCUAGCCUUCCCCUGGCCUUAGACUCGGCAAGACUGAAAUCCGGAGAAACCCCUAAGUGCCCAAGCUCCAGUGCAGCCCUUAGCCUCCAGGCCAGUGCUACAUCCACUCAGGCCCAAGAAGCAGGCAGUAAAUUCCUCUCCUAUAAUUAGUGCUCCUGGAAGGCAUGUGUUUUGGAUGAGGCAGGGGUGCAACUGGAGUGGCCAGUGGCAACUUUUCCCCCUUUAUUCCUUUUUCUGAGAUUUUUAUAUUGUUUUUGAAUCCAGUAAUUACAGCUCCCAAAGCAAAAAUCUGCUCUUGACACCAAGUCUCCUCUCAAUGCCUAAUUCAGAAGGCUGAAGGGGGCUUCUCUGAUUUCUCUAGGCUUGUUUUGAUGGAAACAAAGAACUGGAGCCUCCCUCCUUCCCAAGACUUGUGCAUAUUUACAGAGCUGCAUUGCAGUUUUAAUAAAACAUCUGUUCUUGCUUCUGCUGAUGAGCUUCCAUAAUUGUUUUCAGACAAAUUUAACAGGAAAAUAUAAAUAUAUUUAGAAAAAUUCAAUCCCAGCCCCUCCCCAAUAGACAGCCAGUCGUUUGCCAAGGGAGAAAAGAGCACAAGAUGGGAAAAGGGAAAAAAUAUUAUCCAAUGGAGGGAAGAUCCAACUCAUCUGACCUGCUCUCCCCCUUGGAACGAAUCCUCCCAGUAAAUUUCAGCUGCAUAAUUAAAGGUCUAACUAAAAGAAAUGGGAUCUUCCCCCUUUAGGAAUAGAAAGGAUUGCAGGAGAGUGUUUAAGAAGUUAAUUCCCCCCAGUCUUUAGGUAGCGGGAAGAUAUUUGUGUUUCUGCUUCCUCUGGUCUCCCCCUUCCAGCAUUUCUGCCCCCCACCCUCAGCAGCUGGUUUCUGUUCAUUAUAAAUCGGCGAGACCUUUCAGUCUCUGCCCUCUGUUUAGGGACGUAAUAAAACACUUAACUUUUCCGGGCCUGAGACUUACAUUCUGCUCCUUAGGUCGCCCACCCCUGAGCCUACCACCUUUAGGCCCCAAAAGAGAAUCUCCCCAACUUUGGGGCUCCUUUCAUCUCUGGAUAUGAUUGAGGGAGGGGCUCCAGGAAACUCAGACGUUCUUGUCAGGGGGCUGUAGCACAUGCUUCCCUCAAAGCUUCUUCUUUCUUUUAAGGUCCCUCCCUCCCCUACACAUCCAUAAAAAAAGAUUUUAAAAUACACAAAAAUCCACACUCAUGGAAAGCAGAACUUCAUUAAGACAUCCUAUCUUCCAUCAUUCAAUUUGUUUUACAUUGCAACAAUUUAAUAUCUUGAAGGAAGUACCACUGACAUGAUUUAUCCCUCUAGCAAUCUCAUUCUGAAAUAGGGGGGAAAUUUACUCUUUCUUGCCAUGGCUUCUACUUGUUCCACUGCUACCCUCAGGGCAGACAGGAGGCUGGGAACUUUGAAAGAGGCUACUGGUGUCCAGGGGUGCACUGACUUGUUCCCUAGCUCAGCCUCAGAAUUACCCUCCCCUCUGUAAGCUCUCCCCCUACCUCUUGCCCUCCAGGGGGACCGGAGCCCCAGCCAGCUGUUGGAAACCUCUGCCCAGGCAUGCCAUGAAUUCAAGUACAGAUGGAUUGGAAAGCAAAAUGCAACACACUAUUGUCUGUGUUUGGGGGAGCAACUGCUUUGUCACCCCCAAAUGAGACAGCUUUUUAAAAUCUCUCUCUUAGCCAAAGCCUCCUCCUCUACCUUCUUCAUCUUGAAAAGAAAAUGGUGUAGUCCAAGGGAUAGAAACUUCCAUAAUUACCAGGAUCUUUCUUCUACUCUCCUAAAUUCCAGGCAGUUUCCCUCCUUUUCAAAGACAGGGGCAGGAUCUUUAAAAGCCAACACAAAUUGUCUGGCAGGAAGACUCCCCAACCCCCUGAAGAGGCUCAUGUAUUAACUAACAUUCUGUCAGUAGUAGCUCCUACACACUGUCUGCUUUUGGGUUCUAAACUUUACCCCCCCCCCAGUGACACUCCAGGGAAACCUUAACGUUACAGAAGAUGAAUAAACGAGGUUUUUUUUUUUUCCCAGCGUAGUCCCGUUUAUGGCUUUAUUGCUACCCAUUGAUUACUCCGCUUUGUUACACAGAAGGAAAAGAUCAUAAAACCCGGCGACAUCCGGGUUCUUGUUAUAGUCAAUCUCAAAAAAAAAAAAAUUAGUGAGGGGAAAAUAUGAGUUUUCACUGCUUCCUGCUUGUACCCCGCCACCCUCUCCUUGUCAGCUCCAAGUAUUUCCAGCCUAUGUCCAUAUCAAAUUCAGUUUGGAUUAAUCAGAGGGAAACCCCAGCUGCACACCUUCUGCGGUUUCAGUUCACUCACUGCAGCUCUCUGAAGCCCCUUCAAAACUGGUCUUUUCUAAUCUUCUCCUCCCUUUUCCCAGCCUCAAGGUGGGGGAGAAAAUGGAGGUAAGGGCUGCUGAGAAUCCGGAGGUGACUGGCUGGGUGACAGCCCAAGAACUCCCCAGGAAUCCUGCCCUAGGGUCUUCUAGCCUUACAGCUCAGGUCCAGGGGCACCACUCCUGGCAGGGCAGUAAAUCCAGAGCAGAUAGGGUCUUCUGACCUGGGCAGGGGCUUGAACCUGUUGGAAGGUAGCUGUUCAUUGGAGUCUCACCAAUUUUGUCAUUCAGACUCCUCUCAUGUGAGUUACCCCACUGGCCUGAGCCGGUUCCAAAUCAUAAAUUCUCACCAACAUAAACAGGAGUUGAUGUCUUUAGAAGAAUCUUAGACUCUCUCUCUCUCUCUCUCUCUCUCUCUCUCUCUCUCUCUCUGUAUUAUUAUUAUUAUACAUGCUUUCUUUUAGGUAAAAAUGUUGCAAGAGUUUCCCCAAAAGAGAGGUCCUGGGGAGGGGCAGUAGGCUAGGAGGCAAAGGAGAGCAGAUGCUUGCUCAGGACCUCCACUGUACGUGGUCUCACCCUCACCCUUCUUUAGAUCAACAUAUCCUAUCCUCUAACCCAAGGCUCUCAGCUGCACUGCCUUCCUCUGUGCACCGUGUUCCAGGAAAUUUCCCCUUCCUUUUGAUUUUUUUUUUUAAAAAUUAUUGGAAAAAUAUGCUGCCUAGUGAUGGAGACUCACUUCAUGGGUGUCGAGCCAGAAUGUCUUGUAGAAUUUCUGGGAACUUCCUCCCACUGGGAAGGAUCUCCUCAAAUGAAGCAACCAGGAUGUAAUUUUAGAAAAGGGGCAAAUACAAAAGAUGAAAUCGGACUGAAAACACAAGGAUUUCUCCCGCCCUGCAUUUGGCUACAGCACAACAAAGUUAGCUGGGGCUGAGAGAUUUCCUGGGACUAGACUUUUCCUUCCACAGGGUACAAGGCCCUGCUCGUGGACCUGCACCCCACCACCAGCAGCUCCUUACAUAUAUAUUCUUAAAAGAAAACCAAGUCUUACUUUCAAAGCACACACUUAGUCUCAACUAGGGAAUCAACAGAAGCAGAAGCGAUUUUUUUCCCCCUUCUUGACAUCUGGCUUGCGAUUGGCUGGAAGGGGGUCAGCUGACUUUGUCAUUUUGUCUGUCCUGGAUUGGAGCCGUCCCUAUAACCAUCUAGUUCCGAGUACAAACUGGAGACAGAAAUAAAUAUUAAAGAAAUCAUAGCCCGACCAGGUAAAGGCAAAGGGAUGAAUUCCUACUUCACUAACCCUUCCUUAUCCUGCCACCUCGCCGGGGGCCAGGACGUCCUCCCCAACGUCGCCCUCAAUUCCACCGCCUAUGAUCCAGUGAGGCAUUUCUCGACCUAUGGAGCAGCCGUAGCUCAGAACCGGAUCUACUCGACUCCCUUUUAUUCGCCACAGGAGAAUGUCGUGUUCAGUUCCAGCCGGGGGCCGUAUGACUAUGGAUCUAAUUCCUUUUACCAGGAGAAAGACAUGCUCUCAAACUGCAGACAAAACAGCCUAGCUCAUAACACACAGACCUCAAUCGCUCAGGAUUUUAGUUCUGAGCAGGGCAGGACUGCGCCCCAGGACCAGAAAGCCAGUAUCCAGAUUUACCCCUGGAUGCAGCGAAUGAAUUCGCACAGUGGGGUCGGUUACGGAGCGGACCGGAGGCGCGGCCGCCAGAUCUACUCUCGGUACCAGACCCUGGAACUGGAGAAGGAAUUUCACUUCAACCGCUACCUAACUCGGCGCCGGCGCAUCGAGAUCGCCAAUGCUCUGUGCCUGACCGAGCGACAGAUCAAAAUCUGGUUCCAGAACCGCCGGAUGAAGUGGAAAAAAGAAUCUAAUCUCACGUCCACGCUUUCGGGGGGCGGCGGAGGGGCAGCCGCUGACAGCCUGGGAGGAAAAGAGGAAAAGCGGGAAGACACAGAAGAGGAGAAGCAGAAAGAGUGACCAGGACUGCCCUUGCACCCCUCUCUCUGCCCUGGCGCAUCCCAGCUCCCGAAUCACACACUCUGUAUUUAUCACUGGCACAAUUGAUGUGUUGUGACUUCCUAAAACGAAAUAGGGAGUCAGACGUGGACCUGAAAGUCAGCUCUGGACCCCCUCCCUCACUGCACAACUCUUCCGAGCCUCCUCCUCUAGCUCCCUCGCUAGCUCCUUCUCGGCUUGUCUGCAGGCCCCUUCCCUCGCCCAGGCCUUGGGGACGCCGUCCCCGAACCUCGCUUCAGACUCCACUGAUGUCCCUCCAAGUGAGCCCUAGGCUCCUUUCCCCCCCCAACCCCCCACCCCCGACGCCCUUAACCCCCGCCCCCGUGCAGAAAGCCGGCUCCCCGGACCUGGGGCCUCCACUCCAGGGCCUCAGGGCCGGGCCUGGCAGCCGGAGGGCGGGAGGCCUCAGGAGGGCUCGCCUUGGCCCCACAACACCCCCACCCCCACCCAGGGCUUUUCCCCAGUCCCUGCCCGGCCUUUCUGCCCCAGCAAAUGCCCAGUCCGGGCAAAUUGUAUUUAAAGAUUCCUGGGGGUCAUUAUGGCAUAUUACGAACUGUGACCGUUUCUGUGUGAAUAUUUCUAGCUGUAUUUGUGGUCUCUGUAUUUAUAUUUAUGUUUAGCACCGUCAGUGUUCUGAUUUCAUUUUAAAAAGGAUUAAAAAAAAGAGAGAAAAUAACAAAAAGAGAAAAAAAGUGAAUGACGUUUGUUUAGUCAGUAGGAGAAAAUAAAGAAAGAAAGAAAUAAACCCCCUCUCGUGUUAUCCUCCUGUAUAAAUCCGACCUCUGGAUCCGUUCUCGAAUAUUUAAUAAAACUGAUAUUAUUUUUAAAAGUU